GGCCGGGGCCGGGGCCGGGAGCGGGAGCUGCAUGUGUCGCUUCUGUGGCCGGAGGCAGCGGGGACUGUGCGGGCGCACGGGUUUGUGAGAUGGCUACAGACUUUCCUGAGUCCACUGCCCCUGACUGCAAAGGAGACCUAAAAAGCAACACCAAGCUAGACGCGGAUUACCCUCUUCGGGUCCUUUACUGUGGAGUCUGUUCAUUACCAACAGAGUACUGUGAAUAUAUGCCUGAUGUUGCUAAAUGUAGACAGUGGUUAGAGAAGAAUUUUCCAAAUGAGUUUGCAAAACUCACUGUAGAAAAUUCACCUAAACAAGAACCUGGAAUUGGGGAAGGCCCAGGAACAGCAGGAGAAGAGGAAGAGAAGAAAAAGCAAAAAAGAGGUGGAAGGGGUCAAAUAAAACAAAAAAAGAAGACAGUUCCGCAAAAGGUUACAAUAGCCAAAAUUCCUAGAGCAAAGAAGAAAUAUGUAACAAGAGUGUGUGGCCUUGCAACUUUUGAGAUUGACCUUAAGGAAGCACAAAGGUUUUUUGCUCAGAAAUUCUCCUGUGGUGCCUCAGUUACAGGGGAGGAUGAAAUCAUCAUUCAGGGAGACUUUACAGAUGACAUCAUUGAUGUGAUUCAGGAGAAGUGGCCAGAGGUGGAUGAUGACAGCAUCGAGGAUCUUGGAGAAGUAAAGAAGUGAUUUUAAAAAUUUGUCUGUAUUUAAUGACCUGAAGUUAUAGUUGAUGUAGCCAAAGGGAGGGAGGCCUUUAAAAAUAUAUAUAUUUAUCCUACAGUAAAACUGUAGACUACCCUUAUCCUUGGCAUUUCACUGUUCUGUACAAGGCUGCUUGUGUUUUUUCUUUUGUUUUAUUUUUUAAAUUGCCAAAGUCCAAUAAACUGGGGAAAUCCAUCAUGCUUAUGCAUGAAAUAGAGAUUUAGUUAAAUAAAAAAUUUUGGUCAUAUGGUACUGACUUUUUUUUUUGUCCUCAGCACACUCUAGACUUUUUGUGGGGAGCAUUUUAAUUCAGCUGUUGCUAUUUCAAUUCACUGUACAAUUUUUAAAAAGAAUUUGGAUGUCUUACUACCAAAGCCAGGCUCUUUGCUUCACCCUUAAGUCUCCAGUGUGUUAGCCUUCAGUGGGGCAGAAGGCAGCUUGUAGAUUUGUUGUGGACUUUACUAUUUGAUUACCAACAGAAAUCCAUUUCGUACAUUUAUUAAAAUGCUCAUUUUUGACUAUCGGGCCACUGAGGUUGAAAAUUCUUCCCAAGAUCUGCAAAUACAGUGAGAAUGAGAUUGUCCCAAAACUCUAAUGACUGUUUAUACUUAAAUCAAAAAUAUCAGUCUAGGAAAGAGCAUUUGCAGUAACUGUUUUUUUCCAAAAGGAAACUAUUAGUGAUAAAUUCAAACAAAUUUAUACUGUUUUUAUAAAAGCCCUAAGCCAGGCAUUGUAAACUGGAAAAAAGAAAAUGUUGUCUUUUAGGAUGCUAUUAAAUUUGGCAACUGUGAAAAAAAUGCUGAUUCUAUUUUUUUCUCCCCAUACAAAUUGAAAUCUUGAAUGUACUGGCCUUUUUAUAAUUAAGAUCUUGAAAGUAAUAUAUAGUAAGGAUGUAAAUUAAGAAAGUAGACUUCUAUUAAAAGUAUGCAUUUUACUAAACAGAUAUCCAAUUAACAGCUGUCUAAAGCAAACAUUCAGGAGAGACCCAUUCAGCAUGUGUGGUGUUAUGUAUUCUCUUGGUGCUGAAAGAUGGCUCUGUGUGUGGCUGUGUCAACUUGUGAACUUUGUGUCAAGAUACUCAGUGUUCAGGGUCCCUGGGAAAUGCGUUUUCAGUUCUUAAUUUGGCCAGCAAUGGAUGUCUCUGCAGGAAAAUGUAGGAUUAAAAUGAUCCUUGCCUAUACUAUUUGUGUACUUUUUUGAGUUUGUGACAUAUUAAAAUGGAAAUUUGAUUAACCUUU
Vombatus ursinus (common wombat) is the source of this 1939-nucleotide messenger RNA. It is a transcript of the gene DENR, whose product is annotated as density regulated re-initiation and release factor. Gene Ontology annotation, molecular function: translation initiation factor activity; mRNA binding. The transcript is spliced from 8 exons. The record is from RefSeq and is a predicted model, not a curated record. The coding region runs from base 90 to 686 and encodes 198 amino acids. Gene Ontology annotation, biological process: formation of translation preinitiation complex; translation reinitiation. NCBI's taxonomy places the organism in Eukaryota, Metazoa, Chordata, Mammalia, Diprotodontia, Vombatidae.